CCAUAAAAAACCCCAAUCUCCUCCGAUUCGCCGGAAUCAAUGGAGUCCCCGGCACCGGAAUCCAUCUUUCUCGAGGACUUCGGCCAGACGGUUGACCUUACUCGCCGCAUCCGCGAGGUUCUGCUGAAUUACCCGGAGGGAACCACCGUCCUCAAGGAGCUCAUACAGAACGCUGACGAUGCUGGCGCCACCACCGUUUCCCUCUGCCUCGACCGCCGCUCCCACGGCCGCGAUUCGUUGCUCUCGGAUUCCCUGUCGCAGUGGCAGGGGCCGGCGCUGUUGGCCUACAACGACGCCGUUUUUACUGAAGAUGAUUUCGUCAGUAUAUCCAAGAUCGGUGGGAGCAGCAAGCAUGGACAGGCUUCGAAGACUGGCCGAUUUGGGGUUGGCUUCAAUUCAGUCUACCAUUUGACAGAUCUUCCUUCCUUUGUGAGUGGCAAAUACGUGGUGCUAUUUGAUCCUCAGGGUGUUUAUCUUCCAAGAGUUUCUGCAGCAAACCCUGGGAAGCGGAUUGACUUCACCAGUUCAUCUGCCCUCUUGUUCUACAAGGAUCAGUUUUUCCCCUAUUGUGCUUUUGGUUGUGACAUGCAAAGUCCUUUUGCUGGAACGUUAUUCCGUUUUCCUCUGAGGAAUGCAGAUCAGGCAGACAGAAGUAAGCUCUCAAGGCAAGCAUAUUCACCAGAAGACAUUUCCUCCAUGUUUGUUCAGCUCUUUGAAGAAGGAGUUUUGACGCUUCUUUUUUUAAAGAGUGUGCUGUGCAUUGAAAUGUAUGUGUGGGAUGCUGGAGAACCCGAACCAAAGAAAAUUCAUUCAUCCUCUGUUAGUUCAGUAACUGAUGAUACAGUUUGGCAUCGGCAGGCACUGCUCAGAUUGUCUAAGUGUUUAAAUACCACUAGUGAAGUGGAUGCAUUCCCAUUGGACUUCUUAAGUGAGGGAGUAAGUGGACUUGAAACUGAGAGGCAAACAGAAAGAUUUUAUGUGGUGCAAACCAUGGCCUCAGCUUCUAGUAGGAUUGGUUCUUUUGCUACCACUGCAUCCAAAGAAUAUGACAUUCACUUGCUACCUUGGGCAUCAGUUGCGGCAUGCAUUUCGGACAAUUCACUGAAUAGCGAUGUUCUUAGGACUGGUCGGGCAUUCUGUUUUCUUCCACUGCCUGUUAGAACCGGACUUAGUGUACAAGUCAAUGGAUUCUUUGAGGUCUCAUCAAAUCGUCGUGGCAUUUGGAAUGGGGAGGAUAUGGACAGAAGUGGGAAAGUUCGUUCUCUCUGGAAUAGGCUUCUACUGGAAGACGUUGUGGCUCCUGCAUUUAUACAUAUGCUGCUUGGUGUGAAAGAAUUGCUAGGGCCAACGGACAUUUACUAUUCUUUAUGGCCCAUUGGUUCUUUUGAAGAUCCAUGGAACAUUUUGGUUGAACAAAUAUACAAAAACAUUGGGAAUGCUCCAGUUAUGUAUUCAGAUCUCAAUGGAGGAAUAUGGGUAUCACCAAGUGAAGCCUUUCUACACGAUCAAAAAUUCACCAAAAGCAAGGACCUUGGUUUGUCUCUGAUGCAACUAGGAAUGCCAGUUGUGCAUUUGCCUAAUUCAUUGUUUGACAUGCUUUUAAAAUAUAAUUCCAGCAAGGUGGUAACUCCUGCUACAGUACGUCAAUUUCUUAGGAAAUGUGGAACAUUUAAUUAUUUGAGCAGACAAUACAAGCUUCUAUUGUUGGAAUAUUGCCUAGAGGACUUGGUUGAUGAUGAUGUUGGUAAAGAGGCAUACAAUCUGCCCUUACUUCCAUUAGCAAAUGGCAAUUUUGCAUCAUUUUUGGAAGCAUCAAAAGGAAUUUCUUAUUUCAUUUGUGAUGAAUUAGAAUACAAGCUCCUGCAGCCAGUUUCUGACAGAGUAAUUGAUCAGAGCAUUCCUCUCAAUAUAUUGGGCAGACUCUCUGGUAUUGCAAGGUCGUCAAAGACCAAUCUUACUCUUUGCAGCAUUCACCAUUUUGCUCAGUUAUUUCCUGGGUUUAUGCGAGCUGACUGGAAAUAUAAAAGUAAAGUGUUCUGGGAUCCCCAAUCCUGUCGAAAGCCAACAUCAUCAUGGCUUUUGCUGUUCUGGCAAUAUCUAGGAAAGCAGAGUGAAAUAUUGUCACUAUUUAGUGAUUGGCCUAUUUUACCAUCCACAUCUGGGCAUCUGUUAAGACCUUCCAGACAAUUGAAAAUGAUCAAUGGAAGCAAUCUCUCUGAUAGAGUUCAGGAUAUCCUUGUGAAAAUUGGAUGUAAUAUAUUGAAUCCGAGUUAUGUAGUUGAACAUCCGGAUUUAUCUAAUUAUGUAUGUGAUGGCAGUGCGGCAGGUGUACUGGAAUCAAUUUUUAAUGCAUUUUCAAGUGCUGACAUUAUGCAACUUUCACUUGAUAGUCUAAUAGCUGAAGAACGAAAUGAACUCCGCAGAUUUCUUCUUGAUCCUAAAUGGUAUGUUGGACAAUCCAUGGAUGAAUUUAGCAUAAGGUUUUGCAAGAGAUUACCUAUAUAUCAAGUCUAUGGCAGAGAGUCUGCUCAAGAUUCCCAAUUCUCUGACUUAGAAAAUCCUCUAAAGUACUUACCACCACUAGAUGUGCCGGAGUUUGUUCUGGGCAUUGAGUUCAUUGUCAGAUCGUCAAAUAUUGAAGAGGAUAUUCUGUCAAGAUAUUAUGGAGUUCAGAUAAUGGGGAAAGCACAGUUUUACAAGCAGCAAGUUUUUAAUAGAGUUGGGGAGUUGCAAGCUGAGGUUCGCGACAGCAUAAUGUUAUCAGUUCUACGAAAUUUGCCGCUUUUGUCUCUUGAGGACAUAUCUAUCAGGGACUUGUUGAGAAAUUUGGAAUUCAUCCCAAUACUCACUGGUGCUCUUAAGUGUCCUUCAGUUUUAUAUGAUCCUAGUAAUGAGGAACUCUAUGCAUUACUAGAAGACUCAGAUUGUUUUCCUUCUGGUGCUUUCCGAGAAUCUGAAACACUUGAUAUUCUACGAGGCCUGGGCCUUAGAACUUCUGUGUCUCCAGACACUGUUUUACAAAGUGCCCGAUGUAUAGAGCAUCUGAUGCACGUGGAUCAACAAAAGGCCUACUUGAAAGGGAAAGUGCUUUUCUCUUACCUAGAAGUUAAUGUAUUGAAGUGGCUUCCCGAUCAAGUUGUUGAUCAUAAAGGAGGAAUUACCCGAAUGUUAUCACAAGCUGCAACUGCUUUUAGGUCUCGCAACACAAAAUCUGAUAUUGAAAAGUUCUGGAAUGACCUCCGGCUGAUUUCCUGGUGCCCAGUUUUAGACUCUGCUCCAUUUCAGUCAUUACCAUGGCCAGUUGUGUCAUCAAUGGUUGCUCCUCCCAAACUUGUAAGGCCACUAAAUGAUUUGUGGCUAGUCUCUGCUAGCAUGCGGAUAUUGGAUUGUGAAUGCUCUUCCACAGCUUUAUUAUAUAGCCUGGGAUGGAUGUCUCCACCAGGAGGAGGCGUAAUUGCUGCUCAAUUACUGGAGCUUGGAAAAAAUAAUGAGAUUGUGACUGAUCAAGUUCUUAGGCAGGAAUUAGCCCUGGCAAUGCCGAGGAUAUACUCAAUACUGACAGGAAUGAUAGCUUCUGAUGAGAUUGAGAUUGUAAAAGCUGUUCUUGAAGGCUCUAGGUGGAUUUGGGUGGGAGAUGGCUUUGCAACCUCUGAUGAGGUUGUCCUUGAUGGUCCUCUUCAUUUGGCUCCAUAUAUACGGGUUAUCCCAGUUGACUUGGCAGUUUUCAAAAAUUUGUUUCUAGAACUUGGUAUUCGUGAAUUCUUGCAACCGGCUGACUAUGCUAAUAUUCUUUGUAGGAUGGCAGUUAAAAAAGGAUCAUCUCCUCUUGACACACAGGAGAUUAGGGCUGUCACGCUAGUAGUGCAUCAUCUAGCUGAAGUUUACCUUCUUGAACAGAAAGUCCAGGUCUAUCUGCCAGAUCUCUCAGGUAGACUAUUUCUUGCUGGUGACUUGGUUUAUAAUGAUGCCCCCUGGCUGCUUGGCUCAGAAGAUCCUGAUGGGUCAUUUGGCAAUGCAUCAACUGUGUCUUGGAAUGCAAAGAGAACAGUGCAAAAAUUUGUGCAUGGAAACAUUUCUAAUGAUGUAGCAGAAAAGCUUGGUGUCUGUUCUCUUCGCAGGAUGAUGCUGGCUGAGAGUGCAGAUUCAAUGAAUUUUGGUCUAUCUGGUGCUGCUGAGGCUUUUGGACAGCAUGAGGCUUUGACAACAAGGCUUAAGCAUAUACUUGAAAUGUAUGCUGAUGGGCCUGGGACUCUAUUUGAGCUAGUACAAAAUGCAGAAGAUGCUGGAGCUUCUGAAGUAAUAUUUCUUUUGGAUAAAUCUCAAUAUGGGACUUCUUCUAUUCUUUCUCCUGAAAUGGCUGAUUGGCAAGGUCCUGCUCUAUACUGUUUCAAUGACUCAGUUUUUAGUCCACAAGAUCUUUAUGCAAUUUCUCGUAUUGGUCAAGAAAGUAAACUUGAGAAGGCUUUUGCAAUUGGAAGAUUUGGACUUGGAUUUAAUUGUGUCUAUCACUUUACAGAUAUCCCCAUGUUUGUUUCUGGAGAAAAUAUUGUAAUGUUUGACCCUCAUGCCUGUAAUUUACCUGGGAUAUCUCCUUCUCACCCUGGUUUGCGAAUUAAGUUUGUGGGAAGGCAGAUUUUGGAGCAAUUUCCUGAUCAAUUUUCUUCACUGCUACAUUUUGGCUGUGACUUGCAACACCCUUUUCCUGGUACGCUAUUCCGAUUCCCGCUUAGAACUGCAGGUGUUGCCUCUCGGAGCCAAAUUAAGAAGGAAGUAUAUACACCUGAAGAUGUCAAAUCUCUCUUUGCUUCUUUUUCUGAGGUUGUUUCUGAAACAUUACUUUUCUUACGUAAUGUGAAAUCUAUAUCUAUUUUUGUGAAGGAAGGAACAGGACAUGAAAUGCACCUACUGCAUCGUGUACGCAGAACCUGUAUUGGUGAGCCUGAAAUUGGAUCUACUGAAGCCCAGGAUAUAUUCAACUUUUUCAAUGAAAAUAGACAUGUUGGAAUGAAUAGAGUUCAGUUUCUAAAGAAACUAAGCCUAUCCAUUGACAGGGAUUUGCCUUACAAAUGCCAGAAGAUCUUGAUUACGGAGCAAAGCACAUCUGGUCAUAAUUCACACUAUUGGAUAACCAUAGAAAGUUUAGGUGGUGGGAAUGCUCAAAAGGGUACAUCUGAAGCAUCCAAUAGUAACUGUCACAACUUUAUUCCUUGGGCAUGUGUUGCUGCAUAUUUGAAUUCUGUUAAGCUUGGUGGUGACCUGGUUGAUAGUUCAGAGGUGGAGGAUGGUUGUCUGGUUUCUCCUGAUCUGUUUCAGGUUGCUAGUUUGCCUAUGCAUCCAUUGGAAAAUUUUGAAGGUCGUGCAUUCUGCUUUUUACCUCUACCAAUCAGUACUGGUCUUCCUGCUCAUGUAAAUGCAUACUUUGAAUUAUCAUCAAAUCGUAGGGAUAUCUGGUUUGGUUCUGAUAUGACGGGGGGUGGAAGAAAACGAUCGGACUGGAAUAUUUACCUCCUUGAAAAUGUUGUGGCCCCUGCUUAUGGUCGUUUGCUUGAGAAAGUAGCAUCAGAGAUUGGCCCUUGCAAUUUAUUCUUCUCGUUGUGGCCGACAACAUUAGUGUUAGAACCGUGGGCAUCAGUAGAACGGAAACUCUACCAAUUUGUUGCUGAAUUUAAUCUCCGUGUAUUAUAUACAGAAGCUAGAGGGGGUCAAUGGAUAUCAACCAAACAUGCUAUAUUUCCCGAUUUUACUUUCCCCAAGGCAGCUGAGCUUAUAAAAGCAUUAUCUGGUUCUUCUCUACCUGUCAUUUCACUUCCACCAUCAGUUUCGGAAAGGUUUAUGGAAAUCUGUCCAGCAUUGCAUUUUCUGACGCCUAAGCUGUUAAGGACUUUGUUGAUCAGAAGGAAGCGUGAAUUUAAGGACAGGGAUGCAAUGAUUUUGUCCCUUGAAUAUUGCUUACAUGACUUACAAGAAUCUAUGCAGUUUGAUACUCUAUGUGGCUUGCCCUUGUUACCACUUGCCAAUGGUUCCUUUACAUCAAUUGAUUUGAAGGGGGUUGGAGAAAGAGUUUACAUUGCACGUGGUGAUGAAUAUGGCCUUCUGAAGGAUUCCAUUCCCCAUCAACUUGUAGAUUGUGUUAUCCCAGAAGAAGUUCAUAAAAAGCUUUGUUACAUUGCCCAAACAAAUGGCACAAAUAUUUCUUUCUUGUCAUGCCAGUUGCUCGAGAAACUUCUUGUGAAAUUAUUGCCUGUAGAGUGGCAACAUGCUCGACAAGUAAGUUGGACUCCUGGUAUUCGUGGCCAACCAAGUUUAGAAUGGUUGCAAAUACUAUGGAACUAUCUGAAGUCAUAUUGUGAUGAUCUUUUAAUGUUUUCCAAGUGGCCUAUCUUACCUGUUGGGGAUGACUGCCUGAUGCAGUUAACUCCAAAUUUGAAUGUGAUAGAAAAUGAUGGAUGGAGUGAAAAAAUGUCUUCUUUGUUGUUGAAGGUUGGAUGUUUGUUCUUGAGACAUGACCUGCAAUUAGAUCACCCUCAACUGGAACAUUUUGUGCAGUCACCAACAGCAAGAGGUGUCUUAAAUGUCUUUUUGGCUAUUGCUGGGGAGCCACAAAAGAUUGAGGGGAUCUUUACAGAUGUAUCUGAAGGGGAGCUUCACGAACUUCGGAGUUUUAUUCUUCAGUCGAAAUGGUUCUCUGACGAGCAAAUUGAUAACACACAUAUUGAAAUCAUCAAACACCUCCCAAUAUUUGAGUCAUACAAUAGCAGAAAGCUUGUGAGUUUGAGUAAGCCUAUCAAAUGGCUUGGUCCUAGUGGUGUUCGAGAAGAUCUUUUAAAUGACAGCUUCAUAAGAAUUGAAUCAGAAAUGGAAAGGGUCAUUAUGAGAAGGUAUUUAGAGAUAAAAGAACCAACAAAAAUGGAAUUCUACAAGGAUCACAUAUUCAAUCGCAUGUCAGAGUUCCUUUCGAAGCAAGGAGUUGUUUCAGCCAUUCUGCAUGAUGUACAACUUUUGAUUAAAGAGGAUAUGUCUCUCAAGUCUGCACUUUCUGCUGUACCAUUUGUUCUGUCAGCCAAUGGAUCUUGGCAGCAACCGAAUCGGCUUUAUGAUCCUCGGGUUCCUCAGCUUAAAAAGAUGCUGCAUGUGAAUGUUUUCUUUCCUUCUGAUAAAUUCUUAGAUCCUGAAGUUUUGGAUACUUUAGUUUGCCUUGGACUCAGAAGAACUAUGGGAUUUACUGGUUUGCUUGAUUGUGCUAGAUCAGUCAGUCUGUUGCAUGAUUCUGGGGAUACUGCAGCAUUGAAGCAUGGUAGAGAGUUACUGGUUGUUUUAGAUGCAUUAGCGCUUAAGCUCUCAAAUAAAAUAGAAAGUAAUGAUGGUGAUCAACAGGGUGGCAUAACUGUGGGAAGCAGCAGUGUAAUGGAUGAUGCUGUUGUAUAUGAUACCUUUCCUAAAGAUGAGAACUCCCUAAAAGAUGAUAUUGAGUUAUCUGUAAGCAACUCUAUUGGUGAUAUGGUAGAAGAAGAAUUUUGGUCUGAAUUGAAACUAAUCUCUUGGUGUCCGGUAAUUUCUGAUCCAGCUGUUAGGGGACUUCCAUGGUUGAAAUCCAGCAACCAAGUAGCACCCCCCACAAUUGUGCGGCCUAAAUCACAGAUGUGGAUGGUAUCUUCCUCAAUGCACAUAUUAGACGGUGAGUGUGACGCGAUAUAUCUACAAACUAAACUUGGGUGGAUGGAUUGCCCAAAUGUAGGUGUUUUAUCAAGGCAGUUAAUUGAGCUAUCGAAUUCCUAUCAGCAGCUUAAGAAACAUUCAUUGCUGGAUCCUGGUUUUGAUGCUCAAUUGCAAAAGGAAAUACCUUGCCUUUAUUCAAAAUUGCAAGUAUAUAUUAAUACGGAUGACUUCAAUGAACUGAAAGCAGGAUUAGAUGGUGUUUCAUGGGUCUGGAUUGGUGAUGAUUUUGUAUCACCAAAUGCACUGGCAUUUGAUUCGCCUGUAAAAUUUACUCCUUACUUGUAUGUCGUUCCAUCUGAACUGUCAGAGUAUAAAGAUUUGAUGAUAAAGUUAGGGGUAAGAUUGAGUUUUGGUAUUUCGGACUAUCUUCAUGUAAUACAAAGUUUGCAGAAUGAUGUGCAAGGAGUUCCUCUUUCAAUAGAUCAGUUAAAUUUUGUUCGCUGUGUCCUUGAAGCCAUAGCAGAUUGUUGCUUGGAGAAGCCACUUUUUGAACCUUUUGACAGUCCCUUGUUGAUUCCUGAUUCUUUUGGAGUUCUGAUGCAUGCAGGAGAUCUUGUAUAUAAUGAUGCACCUUGGCUGGAAAACAGUUCUCUUAUUGGGAGACAUUUUGUGCAUCCAAGUAUCAGCAAUGAUUUGGCAGACAGGCUGGGUGUACAGUCAGUUCGGUGCCUCUCUUUAGUCAGUGAAGAUAUGACUAAAGAUCUGCCAUGCAUGGACUACAAUAAAAUAAAUGAACUUUUGGCCCUGUAUGGAAAAGAUGAGUUUUUGUUGUUUGACCUCCUAGAGUUGGCAGAUUGCUGCAAUGCCACAAAAUUGCACCUGAUUUAUGAUAAGAGAGAACAUCCUCGACAGUCUUUGCUGCAACACAAUUUAGGUGAAUUCCAAGGGCCUGCUCUUGUAGCGAUCUUUGAAGGUGCGUGCUUGAGUCGAGAAGAAUUUAUUAAUUUCCAGCUCCUUCCUCCAUGGAGAUUACGUGGCAACACACUUAAUUAUGGUUUGGGAUUGAUUUGCUGCUAUUCCAUAUGUGACCUUCUCUCGGUCAUUUCUAGUGGCUAUUUUUACAUGUUCGAUCCUCGUGGUUCGGUACUUGCUGCACCUUCAACUAAUGCCCCAACAGCAAAGAUGUUUAAUUUGAUAGGUACUGAUCUGACACAACGAUUUUGUGAUCAAUUUAGUCCAAUGCUCAUUGAUCAGAAUGACUUAUGGUCAUUAUCAGAUUCUACCAUUAUUCGCAUGCCUCUAUCAUCUGAUUGCUCUAAGGUUGAACCUGACUUUGGAUCAAACAGAAUAAAGAAUAUCACUGAUAUAUUUAUGGAGCAUGGAUCGAGAACACUCCUAUUUUUGAAGUCAGUUUUGCAGGUGUCAAUAUCAACAUGGGAAGAAGGACAUUCACAUCCAUGCCAGAAUUUUUCAAUAAGCAUUGAUCCAUCAUCUUCUGUUAUGAGGAAUCCAUUUUCAGAAAAAAAAUGGAGAAAGUUCCAAUUAUCAAGACUAUUUAGCAGCUCCAAUGCUGCGAUAAAAAUGCAUGUAAUAGAUGUGAGUUUAUAUUCAGAAGGGACUACAAUCAUUGAUCGAUGGCUUCUGGUACUGAGCCUGGGUUCUGGGCAAACGAGAAAUAUGGCUCUUGAUAGGCGGUAUCUGGCUUACAAUUUGACUCCUGUUGCUGGAAUAGCAGCACUUAUAUCCAGAAAUGGUCAUCAUGCCAAUGUUUACUCAAUGAGUUCGAUUAUGACCCCUCUUCCUUUGUCUGGUUGUAUAAACAUUCCUGUUACUGUCCUAGGUUGUUUCCUUGUGUGUCACAAUAGAGGUCGUUAUCUCUUUAAAUACCAAGACAGAGGUGCUUCAGCUGAGGGACACUUUGAUGCCGGAAAUCAAUUAAUUGAAUCUUGGAACAGAGAGCUGAUGUCUUGUGUAUGUGAUUCCUAUGUUGAAAUGGCUUUGGAGAUUCAGAAGCUAAGAAGAGAUGUUUCAAGUUCUAUAAUUGAUUCUGGUGCCUAUCCUGCGAUUAAUCUCUCUUUGAAGGCUUGUGGAGAUCAGAUCUACUCCUUCUGGCCACGUUCUUCAGAAAGGCAUGUUCUGACUGAUCAACUUGUUCUUAAAGCUGAUUGGGAAUGCCUUAAAGAACGCGUAAUUCAUCCAUUUUAUUCUCGUAUUGUUGAUCUUCCAGUGUGGCAGCUGUACUCAGGAAACUUAGUCAAGGCUGAAGAAGGCAUGUUUCUUUCACAGCCUGGGAAUGGGAUGAUUGGUAGUUUACUUCCUGCUACUGUUUGCAGCUUUGUAAAAGAGCAUUAUCCUGUAUUUUCUGUACCUUGGGAAUUGGUGACUGAAAUCCAAGCUGUGGGUUUUUCAGUGCGUGAAAUUAGACCUAAAAUGGUUCGGGAUCUCCUAAAAAUUUCUUCAAAAUCAAUCACUCUGCGAUCCAUUGACAUGUAUAUAGAUGUUCUUGAGUACUGCUUAUCAGAUUAUCAGGAAACAGGAAGCACUUCUUCUCAGGAGUCUAAUAUCCACAGCUCCACAGGCAUAGCUACUCAGGGAGCAGCCAGUUCUGCAGAUGCAUUGGAAAUGAUGACAAGUUUAGGGAAGGCUUUAUUUGAUUUUGGUCGGGGUGUUGUUGAAGAUAUUGGUAGAGCAGGACCAUCGGCUUACAAGAAUGCUGUGACAGGCAUAGGUCAAAAUAGGGACCCGAAGUUUAUAUCAAUUGCUGCAGAACUCAAAGGUUUACCAUGCCCAACUGCAACUAGCCAUUUAAAAAAGUUGGGCUCAACUGAACUUUGGAUUGGGAAUAAGGAGCAACAAUCAUUAAUGGUUCCCUUAGGAGAAAAAUUUAUUCAUCCUAAAGUAUUAGACAGACCUCUCUUGGGUGACAUUUUUUCUAACUUUUACCUUCAAGCGCUAUUGAAACUGCAGAAUUUUUCUCUUAAUCUUCUAGCCAAUCAUAUGAAACUAAUUUUCCAUGAAGACUGGGUGAACCAUGUAAUGGGAUCAAAUAUGGCUCCGUGGCUCUCAUGGGAGAAACUGCCUAGUUCUGGUGGUCAAGGGGGUCCUUCUCCUGAAUGGAUUAGGAUAUUCUGGAAAAGUUUCAGGGGAUCACAAGAAGAAUUAUCUCUUUUCUCUCAUUGGCCCCUAAUUCCUGCUUUUCUUGGUAGGCCAGUCUUAUGCCGUGUAAGAGAGCGGCAUCUGGUCUUCAUUCCUCCUUUUGUGCAACCAACAUUAACGAGUGGCAUUUUAGAAAGAGAAUCCACUGAAAAUUAUGGGGGUGAGGUUAGGGUAUCUAGGGAUAAUAAUUCUGAAGCUGAGUUAGCUGUGUCCUUCAUUUCAGCUUUUGAAAGAUUCAAAAAUAGUUAUCCCUGGUUGUUGUCAAUGUUAAACCAGUGUAAUAUACCCAUAUUUGAUGAGGCAUUUAUAGAUUGCGCUGCUUCAUGCAAUUGUUUUUCUAUGCCUGAUCAACCACUAGGCCAAGUUAUUGCAUCCAAACUUGUGGCAGCUAAGCAAGCUGGAUAUUUCAAUGAACCUACUAACUUCUCAGCUUCAAAUUGUGAUGAGCUUUUUUCACUUUUUUCUGAUGAAUUCAUUUCCAAUGGCUUUCACUAUGCACCGGAAGAAAUUGAAGUUUUGCGUUCUCUCCCUAUAUAUAAAACAGUUGUUGGUUCUUAUACUAAGUUGCAAGGUCAAGAUCAGUGUAUGAUCCAUUCAAAUUCAUUUUUUAAACCACAUGAAGAGCAUUGUCUUUCUUAUGCCACAGAUUCACAUGAAAGUUCAUUUCUUCGAGCCCUUGGGGUGCUGGAGUUGCGUGAUCAACAGAUCUUAGUACGCUUUGGCUUGCCUGGCUUUGACAGGAAGCCUCAGAAUGAGCAAGAGGAAAUACUAAUAUACGUUUUUAAAAAUUGGCAUGAUCUUCAGUCAAAUCAAUUGGUGGUUGAAGCUCUGAAAGAGACUAAAUUUGUGAGAAAUUCUGAUGAAUUUUCAACAGAUCUGUUAAAGCCCAUAGAACUAUUUGAUCCUGAUGAUGCUAUAUUAAUUUCUAUUUUCUUUGGUGAGAGAAGAAAAUUUCCUGGAGAAAGGUUCAGUACUAAUGGAUGGCUUCAAAUAUUAAGGAAACUGGGCCUUAGAACUGCUACUGAAGUAGAUGUAAUAAUUGAAUGUGCCAAAAGAGUUGAGUUUCUUGGAUUUGAGUGCAUGAAAUCAGGUGAGUCGGAUGAUUUUGAGGCAGACAUGACCAACUCUCAUCCUGAAGUUUCACCAGAAGUGUGGGCAUUAGGAGGAUCUGUAGUUGAAUUUGUUUUCUCCAACUUCGCUCUUUUCUUUAGCAACAACUUCUGUGAUCUUCUUGGCAAGAUUGCCUGUGUACCUGCUGAACUGGGGUUUCCAAGUGUUGGUUGCAAGAGGGUUCUUGCUUCAUAUAGUGAAGCUAUUUUGUCUAAAGAUUGGCCUCUAGCUUGGAGUUGUGCUCCCAUUCUUUCCAAACAACACAUUGUUCCACCAGAGUAUUCUUGGGGAGCUUUCCAUCUACGGAGUCCUCCAGCUUUUUCCACAGUUUUGAAGCAUUUGCAAGUAAUCGGGAAAAAUGGAGGUGAAGAUACUCUUGCUCAUUGGCCCAUUGCUUCCGGAAUGAACAUUGAGGAGUGUACCUGUGAGAUUUUAAAAUAUUUAGACAAAAUUUGGGGUUCCCUUUCUUCCUCAGAUGUGGCAGAGCUACAGGGAGUGGCUUUUUUGCCUGCUGCAAAUGGAACGCGCCUAGUGACUGCUGAUGCUCUUUUCGCUCGUUUGAUGAUUAAUUUGUCUCCAUUUGCUUUUGAACUUCCCACUGUAUAUCUACCAUUCGUGAAGAUUCUUAAAGAUUUGGGGCUUCAGGACAUGCUAACACUUACUGCUGCAAAGGAUCUUCUCUUAAACCUUCAGAAAGCCUGUGGAUAUCAGCAUUUAAAUCCAAAUGAGCUCCGUGCUGUGAUGGAAAUUUUGAAUUUUAUUUGUGAUCAGAUUGUUGAAGGGAACACAUUUGAUGGGUCUAACUGGAAAUCAGAAGCCAUUGUUCCUGAUGAUGGCUGCAGACUUGUUCGCUCAGCAUCCUGUGUUUAUGUUGAUUCGUAUGGUUCUCGAUAUGUUAAAUGUAUUGAUACUUCCAGAAUUAGAUUUGUCCAUGCAGAUCUUCCUGAGAGAGUAUGUACUGUCCUGGACAUCAAAAAAUUGUCUGAUGUUGUCAUAGAGGAACUAGAUGAGAAUCAGAAGUUACAGUAUUUGGGAUCUAUCGGUUCUGUUUUUCUAGUGACCAUCAAACAGAAGUUAUCAAGCAGAUCCCUUCAAACUGCAGUAUGGACGGUUGUUAAUAGCAUGGCCAGUUACGUUCCUGCAUUCAAUAGAUUUUCAUUGGAUGAAAUAGAAUGCUUACUGAACUCUACUGCAGAAAAGGUGCAAUUUGUUAAGCAUCUAAAUACAAGGUUUUUGCUCUUGCCCAAUUUAGUAGAUGUUACACGUGCAGCCAAAGAUUUUGUUAUCCCAGAGUGGAAGAACGAAUCUGCACAUCAAACUCUUUAUUUUAUGAACCAAUCAAGAUCCUGUAUUCUAGUUGCUGAACCACCAUCUUAUAUUUCCCUUUUUGAUCUCAUUGCUAUUGUAGUCAGCCAGGUAUUAGACUCUCCUAUCAUAUUGCCUAUUGGAUCCUUAUUAGUUUGUCCUGAAGGAUCUGAGGUUGCAGUUGUUAAUGUUUUAAAACUUUGCUCUGACAAGAAAGAAGUUGAACCCAUAAAUGGAACCAGCAAUAUGGUUGGCAAAGAAAUAUUGCCACAAGAUGCUCGUCUUGUGCAGUUCCAUCCAUUGAGGCCCUUUUAUUCUGGUGAAAUAGUGGCUUGGCGGUCUCAACACGGAGAAAAACUGAAAUAUGGUAAGGUUCCUGAGGAUGUCAGACCAUCAGCUGGUCAAGCUCUGUACAGAUUUAAGAUUGAAGUUGCACCAGGAGUGACACAGACUUUCCUUUCAUCACAAGUAUUUUCAUUUAAAAGUGUAGCAGCAAGCAGUCCCCUAAAAGAAACAUUGGUGCAUGAUAGCCCUAUAGUAGGCAGUAACAGGCCUCAUGUUGAGUUCCCAGAGAGUUCAGGAAGGGGAGAAAGCUACUCUCAGGUUUAGCCCUCUGAACUUCAGUCUGGCAAAGUUUCUGCUGCAGAACUGGUGCAGGCUGUCAAUGAAAUACUCUCUGCUGCCGGGAUCAAUAUGGAUGUGGAGAAGCAGGCUCUACUUCAGAGAACAAUAAAUUUGCAAGAAAAUCUAAGAGAAUCUCAGGCAGUGCUUCUGUUGGAGCAGGAAAAGGUUGAAAGGGCAACAAAAGAGGCUGAUACAGCAAAAUCAGCAUGGAUUUGUCGGGUUUGUCUGAGUGCGGAGGUUGAUAUAACAAUAGUUCCUUGUGGUCAUGUAUUGUGUCGGAGAUGUUCUUCUGCAGUAUCAAGGUGUCCCUUUUGUCGGCUUCAGGUUACAAAGGCUAUCAGAAUUUUCCGGCCAUAGCAUCUAUGCUGCUUGAUAAGCAUUUGGACAUUGUUUCUAAAGUUCCACUCGCCAAUGUGGGCUAAUUGUUGUGUAAAAAGUAUUUUUUGCUAUUCUUUGAUAAGAAAACAAUUAAUCAGCUGCAUAUAGACUCUGAUUUGAAUAUCAUUUUGUGAUGGAGCCCAAAUAAAUGGGUGGUUUUGAUGCUUUCAAGUUAAUAGGCCUCUCUCUCUCUC
Messenger RNA from Gastrolobium bilobum, 14423 nucleotides. RefSeq lists its product as uncharacterized. The record is from RefSeq and is a predicted model, not a curated record. The transcript has 15 exons. Gene Ontology annotation, molecular function: Hsp70 protein binding. NCBI's taxonomy places the organism in Eukaryota, Viridiplantae, Streptophyta, Magnoliopsida, Fabales, Fabaceae.